GGGAAGAGUAGUUUUUCCAUCUCUGCACAGUCAGCCUGGACUUUAACAGCCAUUUCUGGGGAGGCCAUGGUGGGGGGGGCUCGUUUAUUGGACUUUCGCUUUUUCCCGGGGUUGAUCUCCUGGGAACGGCCUUUCAGGUCAGUUUGGAUGUGAUGUCUGGGAAUCUGGGACAAUCUGAAACACCUACAGUUUAUCAUGAGAGACAGCGCCUGGAAUUAUGUGCCGUCCAUGCCCUCAAUAAUGUCCUGCAGGAACGACUCUUUACCCAAGACAUAGCUGAUGAAAUCUGUAAAAGGCUGGCUCCUGAUGCUAGGUGGAAUCCACACCGUAGCUUUCUGGGGACAGGGAACUAUGAUGUCAAUGUCAUCAUGGCAGCUCUUCAGAGUGUGGGGCUUGAAGCCAUUUGGUGGGAUAAACGAAGACCCCUCGAGCAAUUGUCCCUGGCAGGGCUGGUUGGCUUCAUCGUGAAUGUCCCUUCCAAUGUGUGCCUGGGUUUCCUGUCUCUUCCUGUGAGGCGUCGCCACUGGAUUGCUGUGCGUCAGCUUGAUGGCAUCUAUUAUAAUCUUGACUCCAAACUGAAGGCACCAGCACCAAUUGGUGGUGAAGCUGACCUCAGGAUAUUUCUCCAGGAGGUGCUUUCCCAAGGCGCAUGUGAGUUGCUGUUGAUUGUGCCCCAUGAGGCAGGCGAAGCCAGGCCUUGGCUGAACACUGUGACAUGAUCCCAGGCCUCCCAUAAGAAACUGCCUGGUCUAAAGAUCUUUUUUUCUCCCUGCUGCACUCCCUUGCACCGCCUGCUGCAUGUGACGUGGGGAAGAAAGGAGCACUCCAUUCCUGUUUAUACUGUCACUGUGGGUGCCAAUGAUAGAAUCCAUCUUACCUUCUCUAAGAAAUGAUCCUGACUCCGCUCUAUUUCUGCUUGCUUUUUAAAGGCUUGGCUUCUUCUGGGAUGAUAUGGAAUAAAGCACAUGGCACCCAAUGGUGAAGGGUUCCUCCCGCGCCCCCCAAAGUAUAUCAUGAUACUUACGCCUAUAUAGGAUCUUCCUUGUAGACAAGUAGAUCAAAAUUGGGAGUUGGUUUAUGCGCAAGGCUUGAUGAGAUGCCCAUCUCUUCAUCCCCAGCCUAUGAUAUAAAUGCAACAGUAGAAUGUGGGUCUUUUCAGAAUUCUAAUAUAAAAGCCAUUCUGCUAAUACAUCUAAGAGUUCCUUGGAUGAAACAAUUUGUUGACCAUGCCUUAAAGAAUUCACAUUUGAUUUUGGAAAAGGCUGUUCUGGAAAAUUGAAGAAGUCAGGGAGGGUCAUCUGAAGAACCGGUUGGGAGAAUGAGGAGAUACCUAAGAACUGUUAAAAUGUAAGAAACGCGGGCUAACUUUAGUUCGGGAGAGCUAUGCGAAAAGGCUUGACUUCUGUCUUGGGUUUCCUUGUGAAACUGUUUAAAGCAAUAUGAGAGGUUUAAGAAUUCUGGGGUAGCUGUGGUUGAUGUUGAGAAGGCAGAAGUUGAGAGGGGGAAAAUAAUAUUUUGAUUGAGAAUAAUGGUUUAGGAGAAGAGGGUAAUUCAGAUAUUGCAUUGUAGCCUCUAAGGUGCUUCUGUGCCUUUUAAUUUCUGGCUGACAGAAAUUCAAUAGGAAGAUUUUUCCCAAAACUGAUAUCUUAAAAUAGUGGCCUUCCUGAUCCUCUGUUUCCAGCACCCUUCCCCACUGGAACUGUAGCUCAAUGCUAUUGGGAAAGUACCAAGAGUGCUUGUGCCUGUUGAAUUUUUGGCUGCCACAUAAUGAUUAAAGGACAAGAAUCUGGCACAGUGGAUAAAGAAGUGAUGGUCCUCUCACAGCAAGUGAAAAUAUUUGCUUCUUUUUCUUCAUUUCUUCUUUUUCUAAAGGGAAAAAAAUCCUAGUUGUGCCAGAGAACAAAGUAUAUAGUGAAAAGUUCAAAUAUUAAUAUGGGACAAAACAGUGGUCAGGUCAUGGGAGACUAAUGCGCUACCCAGUUUGUUAUCCAGGUUUAUGUAUUUUUAUCCUUUUCUAGGUGGCAUUGCCUAUUUUAUGAAGUAGAAUGAAUAUAUGCAUUCCAAGUUUUAUGUUUUUACC
Messenger RNA from Pseudonaja textilis, 2080 nucleotides. It is a transcript of the gene JOSD2, whose product is annotated as Josephin domain containing 2. NCBI's taxonomy places the organism in Eukaryota, Metazoa, Chordata, Lepidosauria, Squamata, Elapidae. Gene Ontology annotation, biological process: protein deubiquitination. The record is from RefSeq and is a predicted model, not a curated record. Gene Ontology annotation, molecular function: cysteine-type deubiquitinase activity.